Molecule: messenger RNA, 1122 nt
Organism: Cladocopium goreaui
Lineage: Eukaryota; Dinophyceae; Suessiales; Symbiodiniaceae
Source: the annotation of a GenBank genome assembly
AUGCAGUGUUGUGGGGCUUUUGAUAUUUCCCAUGGCCAUGCAGAUGGGGAGAUGACAUUGGAGAAGUCGCACGCGCUGAUGCUUGUUUGGUCCCAGUGCCAGAAUGACUUGGAUGGACUCUCCUCUUCACAGUUGUUGCAAAGCGCGCUUGCGGAUUUCAGAGAGCAGUUCUUUCUCAAAAUGCAAGAGGGUUUCCAGAACAAAUGCGUCAGCAUCAAAAACAACAUGAUUUCGGUGAUCAAGGAUGUGAUAGACAAUGCGCCGCCGACAACAUCUGAGAAGUGGGGAGCGUUCAAAACCAACAUCGAAGACUUCCAGCGUCUUGGCACUGCGGACAUGUUCUCUGAGCAGGACAAAUCGGAGAUGAAGGAGUUCGCCCACGCUGCAGAGACCUUUCGCAUCUGUGUUUUCAACAGUAUGACUAUCAUGGAGGGCGAAAAGAAAGGCCCUUGGAAAUUGUCAACGAACCCACAGGAGCCUGCAGCAUCAAUGUUCAAGGCACUGAAAGCCCUCAAGCUGGCGAUCCACGACCCUCAAUUUUCCAAGGACAAGUUGGUUGGCGCAUUUCAGCACCAAGGCCUCGAUGCUGACACUUUUGCAAAUCUCUUCGGCAGUUUGGAAGAUUCACUGGUGGCAUGGACAAAGACCCUUCAAGAAAAGGUCCAGCAGCAAGCAGAGACAAUUGUUGAAGAGAUGGACAAGCUACAGUUGCCCGAGUACAAGGCUGAUGUGGAGAGUGAGGUCAAAAAGGUUCUUGGUUCGAAACGCGUAGAGGAUGCGUCCAAGCUGGUUAGCAAGGUGAAAGCAUUCCUUGAUGCGGUGGAGAAGUGCUGUGGCUGUCUUGCCGGCAUCGAGACUGACACGAAGAAGGUGCAGGAUUCUUUGAUGUCUGGAAGGAAAUUUGUGUAUGUCUUCACUAUCCUCUCAGUACUGGAAAGCCCGGUCUGGAAGAGUGUUUGCAAAGAGACCGUUUCCAAGAAGGAAAGCAGACAGGCCAACAUUGCCGAAGAUUUGCAGUUCGCUCUUACCGGGGUGAAGACGAAUGGUGUCAACUUGCCGGAUGACUUGCUGCAAAGAUGCGCGGAUCAAUUGGCAAAGGCAGGGCAGACGCCCCCAGAGUGA